AUGCCUUUCAAGCCCUUCGCACAUCUCGCCAGAGUUAGUUUCGCAAAGGGAAUCGCCCACACUUACGCUCCUUCUUUUGUCGCUGCUGGUCAGUCACUUGGUCAAUUUCAAAAUUACCCCGUUGCCAAAUUCUCAAAGACCGCUCAAUUACAACAAACCUUCUCCGGUCCUGCAGGUUCCAACGCUGGAGCAAAGGCUGGUCAGAGUUCACAAUCUGGUGGAAAUGAUGCUGGUUUAGCUCAAUACUAUGCAGCAUGGCAACAUGCACAACAGACAGGGGAUGACGCAGAUUGGAAACAGCAUGAGUCAGCGAGGAGGAUAGGAUGGAAGGAUCAAGAGAGAGUACACUCGACAAAGCCACCGGUCCUUCGCCUUGAUUCUUCAAAACCCAUCGAUGCUCUUCGAAAUACUGUUCGUCUUCCAAUUUCACGUGAUGAUGCCGAUCGUCUUGCCAUCCAAGUCCAAGAGGGUAAUGAGUCGGAAACUGAGGGCCUCCUUGUUCAGGUCGAUGAAGUCAUCACAAAAGAGAUUCAGGACGUCCAAGCGACAUCACAAAUUGAGGACAUCACCUCUCGCGAGCCCGAGGUUGGCACUCCCGUCGCCAGCACAAGAGCCGCAACUCCAGCUCUUCAGGACUCUAAUAAUACCGACCUCGACUCCUCUGCUUAUUCUCAAGAACAAACAACCCCACCAACAGAUGCCACAUCCCUUGCCUCGGAUGAGUCUAUCCUAUCCGAGCAUAUUGUUCAGCUAGGACAGCAACAACGAUAUUCCGAGAUUCCGGCAGUCUUCGAAGCCAUUAUCAAAGAUGGUCAGGUUCCGAGUGUGGAUGCAUACAACUAUAUUUUGUUGUCCGCAAUCAACUUGACCAAUGCCUAUCAACCAUGGCCAAAAGCUCUCGAAGUCUAUGGCGACAUGACCAAACGUGCCGUCGAACUCAAUGCCACCACGUACAUUAUUCUUCUACGCUUCUUGGCAGCAAGAAGUCUUGAGGCACAUCAAGUUCAAAAGACCCUGGGUAGAAAUGCCGCUAGAUAUGGAAGUGAGGGAGCACUGGUCUUACCUUCUGCUACCAACCAACAGCAACUCUAUGCAGCUGACACUUCCUUGACCUUUGCAACAAAACUGUACAACAUUGCUCGAGCCACAGUACAAAAUUUCAGACCUUCAGCAUCUCUGUACAAUGCGCUGGUCAAGAGCUCAGCACAAAGUGGACUUGUGGACCACAUGAAUGUUCUUCUCGCCGAUAUGAAGUCUUAUGAUAUCCCACUUGACGCCCGUCUAUACACAGUUGUCAUCGAAGCUCAGGCAAGCAAGCAGGAUAUUCAUGCCGCCCAAACUCUCUACGAAGAUUAUCGUGACCGCGCCAUCAGCCGUUCUGCAAACGAUCCGCUCGAUGUGCAAGUCUAUGCUGCAUUGAUCAAAGCAUAUUAUAGCACUGGUCUCGCCGAGACUGGAUUACGUUUCUACGAGAGAAUCUUGCAUUCGUUCAAGGAUUCCGUCAACCAGCACGAUCUUUCUGAAGAUUUGACCACUGCCUUCAUUUUGAAUGGUCUCGUUCAGCACCACAUUGAAAACAAGGCUUUCUCAACUGCGAUCUCCAGCAUCAAUGAUUUUGCUCUUCAGCCUGUUGCUCGCGAUCAGGCCUUGUCUAUGGUGUGUGUGUCCGCUGCCGAUGCCAACAACCAAACAGAUGCUCUUGUGGCAUUCGAAGCUAUCACCUUUGAAACCCUCAAAGCGGAGCCUGUCAUGGCCGUUGUAGCCAUGCACAUCCGAGCCGGUGACGUGACGAAGGCUAAAUCCAUUUGGAAUCAAGUCCGAACCAUUCCUUUGAUACCCACUACCGACUUUGCCGCGAUGUAUGCAUUAGCACUUGUCCAAAAUGGUUCUAUCGAGGAAGGUAUCACUGAAGCACGAGAAAUGUUCCAGCGAAUCCGUGGAUCAAGUUCUUCUGAAGCUGGACGUCAACUCGCCAUUGCGGAAAUCGAUGAAACCAUUGUUCUCUUUGGUGAGGCUUUGGCAAAGCAGCAAGCCGUGGUUUCGGCACCAACUAGUGUUUCGAUGUUGCGGGCAAUGAUCGAGAAUGGUGGUUUGGUUUCGCCUGUUGCCCAACAUGCCAUUGCUAGUCUUGGUCCUGAAUGUGUUCAUCAACUCAGUGCUCAAGAUAUUGCGUUGGCUCUUCACGUCCAAGCUCAGAUGUUCAUGUCUGACAAUUCUGCCGACAUCGCCCACCCUGCUCGUUUCUCCCAUCUCUUGGAAACGGUCCUUAAUCGUGGCAUUCUGAUGGAUCCUUCAACCGUUCAUGUUGUUAGUGAGUGCAUCACCAAGAUCACCACUAUUCGACCCGAUCUGGUUCAACGUUGGCAAGAUUUAUUACACCCCAGUAUCCCCGCGCCUCUGAAUGUUCAACCACGUUCGCCAGUGACACCUCAAUCUGUCACUGCUGAACAUGUCGCUCCUACUGAUACCUUCGAUCCUUAUGCUCACACCACUGAUUAUCGCGCAUCGAAGGCUAUCUCUGAUCUGGUUGAAAGCACCAGUGGCCGUAUCGAAAAUCACUUGAGUGAUGCCCUGAGUCGUUUGAGAAAUGUCCGUCGUGCCGGUAGACAUCUUCACUAUUCGGCUUAUGCUAAACUAAUAACUGGUGCUGGAAAGGCCAAGCAAACCAAUCUGAUUCACGAGAUUUUGAGCAUGGCUCAUGCUGACGUGCCUAUGGCGUUGCAAAUUCCUGCUGUUCGAGCUGGAUGGGUUUCAAUUCUGGAUUCAAUGGUCGCGGCUUGUCUCACUGUUGGCGAACGUGAUCAGGCAAACAAAUUCCACCAAGACCUUCUCGAAAUGGGUGCCGCACCAUCAGCCAACACUUUCGGUAUUUACAUCACCACACUAGAAGGUACAUUUGAUGAAGCCACUGAGGCCGUCAAGAUCUUUCAACGUGCUUUGUCAGAGGGUGUUACUCCAAGUGUAUUUUUGUACAAUGCUGUGAUUGGCAAACUUGGCAAGGCUCGUCGCAUCGAUGACUGUCUCCGAUAUUUCGGGGACAUGGAAGGUCGAGGAAUUCGUCCAUCCUCUGUCACCUAUGGUACCCUUGUCAACGCCCUCUGCCGAACCAGUGAGGAACGUUUUGCUGUGGACAUGUUUGAUGAAAUGGAGGCUGCACCAAACUAUCGACCUCGACCAGCUCCCUACAAUUCCAUCAUCCAGUACUUCUUGAACACCAAGCGCGACCGCAGCAAGGUAUUGGAGUAUUAUGAGCGAAUGAAGUCCAAGAACAUCAAGCCGACCUCACACACCUACAAAUUGCUCAUCGAAGCUUAUGCUUCUCUUGAGCCCGUCAAUCUUGAGGCCGCUGAAGCUCUCCUAUCUGAGAUGAAACAAGUUGGUGUGCAACCUGAAGCAGUUCAUUAUGGUUCUUUAAUCCAUGCAAAGGGGUGUGUCAUGCAUGACAUGCCUGCUGCUAGAGCCGUCUUUGAUUCCGUCAUCAAUGGUAGCACAAUGCGACCUACAGAUACUCUAUACCAGAAUCUACUUGAGGCAAUGGUUGCCAACCACGAAGUCGCCAAGACUUCCGAGGUUGUCAGCGAUAUGCAACGACGUGGUAUUCCAAUGACACCAUAUAUUGCAAAUACUCUCAUUCAUGGCUGGGCUGGAGAAGGAGAUGUCUCCAAAGCAAAGGCCAUUUACGACACACUUGGACAUUCUAAACGCGAACCGAGUACAUAUGAGGCAAUGACCCGAGCAUUCCUCACCGCCGAGGACCGUCCAAGCGCCAAUGCUAUUGUUCAAGAAAUGAUGCGCAAGGGUUAUCCUAGUGCUGUCACGGAGAAAGUGCUUGCCCUGGUGGGAGGCAUGACAGUUUAG
Messenger RNA from Exophiala bonariae, 3858 nucleotides. RefSeq lists its product as uncharacterized. Gene Ontology annotation, molecular function: protein binding; mRNA binding. NCBI's taxonomy places the organism in Eukaryota, Fungi, Ascomycota, Eurotiomycetes, Chaetothyriales, Herpotrichiellaceae. Bases 1 to 3858 code for a protein of 1285 amino acids. The record is from RefSeq and is a predicted model, not a curated record. The transcript has a single exon.